AUGUGGGCGGUAGGCUCGAAUAGUGAGGGGCAGUUGGGUGUCGGGCACACGAGGGAUCGGGCGUCGCUGACGCGGUGUGUGACGGAGGCGGGUGCUGCGUUUCCGCCUUCUGGAUGGCAGGUGGUGCGUGUGGCGUGCAUGGCGACGUGCACGGCGGUGCUGUGCCGGGAUGCGACGCAGACGGCGGUGUGGCUGAGUGGCCGCCCGCCGUGGGAGGCGCCGGUGACGACGGCGUUCCGGAGGUUGGAGGAGGCGAAGGGCGUGGUGGACGUCGCGGCUACGUGGGACUGCUUGUAUGUGGUGGUGCGCGACGAGGUGUGGGCGCUGGGUGCGUCGAAUGCGUAUGGCCAGUGGGGUGCUGGCCGGGACGCGCCGCCGGGGGCGUGGCACCGUGUGCAGCUGCCGCGGGGUGUGUGUGUGCGUGCGAUCGUGGGUGGCGUGCGGCACUGUGCUGUGGCCGUGGACGAGGGCGGACGGCAUGUGGUGUAUGGGUGGGGCCAGGCGCGGCAUGGCGAGCUGCGACAUGUGCCGCCGACGCCGCCGUUGGUGUGGUACACGCCGGUCGUGGUGCAUGCGUGGCCGGCGCCGCAUACGAGCUCGCUGGCGCUGGGUAUGCACCACACGGUGAUGGGCGUUUAUGCGCGGGGCGAGACGGAGCUGGUGGCGUACGGCUCGAAUCGGCGUGGCCAGCUGGAUGUGCCGCGCGGCGGGCGGGCGGGCCGCUGGAUCCCGGCGUGCAAUUGGCACACGACGCUGCUGUGGGGGGACGACGUGAUCGAGGUGUAUGGAGCGCAGCAGCAUGGCCAGGGCGUUGGGCCGGGUGUGCCGUGCCGCGGUGCGGUGCAGCUGUCGAGUGGGAGUGAGCACAGCGCGAUGCUGCGCGACGGAUGCGUGUAUGGAUGGGGCUGGAACGAGCAUGGCAACGUCGGGGGCGGCGGUGCGGCGGCGGCGGUAGGCGCGCCGAGUGUGCUGGCGCGCGACGCGGAGGGCGUGUGGACGGGGUAUGGGACGACGUGGGUCAAGCUACGGGCGUGA
Malassezia restricta is the source of this 1035-nucleotide messenger RNA. RefSeq names its product protein ATS1. Lineage: Eukaryota; Fungi; Basidiomycota; Malasseziomycetes; Malasseziales; Malasseziaceae. The transcript has a single exon. The coding region runs from base 1 to 1035 and encodes 344 amino acids. The record is from RefSeq and is a predicted model, not a curated record.